AUGUCUCUGAGAGUCAUUGUCGUCGGCGCCGGCCUCAUCGGCCCUCGCCAUGCCCAAUCCGUCAUCUCCAACCCAUCCACCGAGCUCGUCGCUCUGAUCGACCCUGCCCCCAGCGCAGCUACAGUCGCAGCGCAGCUGCAGACAACCCACUUCCCCUCCAUCGCCUCCAUGCUCGAGGCCAUCCCCAAGCCCGACGCCGCCAUCGUCUGCACCCCGAACCACACGCACGUCCCCGUCACCCAGGAACUCCUCGCCAGCGGCAUCCACGUCCUCGUCGAGAAGCCCGUCAGCGAGAGCAUCGAGAGCGGGCACGCGCUCCUCGCCUUCGCCAAACGACCCGAGCACGCCCACCUCAAGCUCCUCGUCGGCCACCACCGUCGCUUCAACCCCUACGUGCUCAAGACGAAGCAGAUCCUCGACUCCGGCGCCCUCGGCACGCCGAUCGCCAUCAACGGCCUCUGGACCCUCUUCAAGCCGGACUCCUACUUCGCCGCGCCCGGCGACUGGCGCCGCGCCCGCGCCUCCGGCGGCGUCAUCCCCAUCAACCUCGUCCACGACAUCGACCUCCUGCACCACCUCUUCGGGCCGAUCGAGCGCAUCCACGCCGAGAAGACGCGGCCGCAGCGCCCGCGCCCGCCGCACGAAGCCGAGGAAGGCGCCGCGCUGACGCUGCGCUUUGCCUCGGGCGUCGUCGGCUCGUUCCUCGUGUGUGAUGCGACCCCGUCCCCGCAUAACUUCGAGACCGGCACGGGUGAGAACCCGCUGAUCCCGCCGACGCCCGGCGGGGCCGGCGCGGACUUCUACCGUAUCUUUGGGUCCCAGGCGUCGCUGAGCGUGCCGGACAUGACGCGCUGGAGCUACGACGGGAGGGCCGAGAAGAGCUGGAAUCAGCCGCUGGUGGCGGAGAAGUUCGAGGUCGAGGUCGGCGCGAAGCCGUUUGAUUUGCAGUUGGCGCAUUUCGUGGAUGUUAUUCGGGGGAAGGCGGAGCCUAGUUGCUCGGGUGAGGAUGGGUUGCGGGCGCUCAUUGUGUGUCAGGCUGCGAGGAAGGCGUUGGAGACGGGCGAGACGGUAGAUCUGGAUGCGGAUCUCUUCGGUACGGACUAG
Aspergillus clavatus NRRL 1 is the source of this 1104-nucleotide messenger RNA. Its product is annotated as Gfo/Idh/MocA family protein. The record is from RefSeq and is a predicted model, not a curated record. The coding region runs from base 1 to 1104 and encodes 367 amino acids. Gene Ontology annotation, molecular function: nucleotide binding. The transcript has a single exon. Lineage: Eukaryota; Fungi; Ascomycota; Eurotiomycetes; Eurotiales; Aspergillaceae.